Molecule: messenger RNA, 807 nt
Organism: Aspergillus ochraceoroseus IBT 24754
Lineage: Eukaryota; Fungi; Ascomycota; Eurotiomycetes; Eurotiales; Aspergillaceae
Exons: 1
Coding region: 260-640 (126 amino acids)
Source: RefSeq, a predicted model, not a curated record
GCGACGGAAAAUGCGUUCUAUUGGGCCACACUGAACCAUGAAGCCGUAGCUGAGAGAGUGAGGAUAUAAAUGGUGACUGACCACGUAGCUAUCCGACUAGAAUAUCGAUUACACUACAGACAAGUGAACCGGGUUUCAUUUCAUAUCUUCAACUACAGUGAGUACCCCAGGCUCAUUUUGAGGAACCCACAUAAACCCUAAUAAACACAGACAGACAGAUACCCCCAAGAUUGACUCUCAAUAAUCUCCAUUCUUCAACAUGCACUUUACUCGAACCGCCAGCGUCCUUCUCACGGUAGUCGGACUUGCGCUCAGCUCGCCCGUGGAUUCAACGAGUGUUUCCCUUGACAAGCGUGCCGACUGCGACACCCACACAUGUAUCACCUACUAUUCCGAUAGCGGCUGCACGCGUGGCUUGGAGCGCGGAUCAUACAAGCCCGAUUGCAGCGGCAAUUGUUUCCGAUUCGACAGCUUCUCCAGUAUUCAAGUCGCCGCCAAUGUCUUGACCGGGGCGGACUGCGUGGCGUACUCCGACAGCAAUUGCCAAAAUGCUAUCUCUGAUUCUGGAAACCAGCAUGGUCACUACUGCAUGGAGAAUUUGAAUGGUGCCAAGAGCAUGAAAUGUUACUAUGGAUGUUAAAGCAGAUGAUGGUUCAUCUUUGUAUCAUCGCUUACAUGGUUAUAUUGUAGCAUAUCCUUAAACCUGGCCAAUAUGGUUUAACAAGCGUGGCAUUCCACGCGGGGAUAUAAAAACAAUAAAGAUCUGAGCAAUAGAUCUCUUUGAUAUUCUCCGUAACUGGCUUUUCA